AUGGUUUUGAAGAGUAAUACAUUUGUUGAGAAAUCACCGGAGCCCUUGUCUGGUAUACAUAAUUAUACAUUGAAUGAUUUUGAAACGUAUUUAACAAGUUUAAAAAGAAGUGAUGCACCGUCUCCAACACCUACUACUCCUGUGGAUCUAUCCAAUAUUCCUACUAUAUUUUUAUCAUCCAAUUUUUCCUUAAGUAAUACGCAAACAUUUAAUCUUGUUUUUCCUGGUAUUGGCCAUUUUCAACGUUUAUUAUUAUCACCUGAACAACAACAAAAGUCUCGUACAACAUGUACAAAUGGUAACAUAUCCGAAACAUCUACAAAAAAAUUACCAACAAAUCAAUCUUUAUCCGUUACAUCUAAUGGAACAGAAACAACAUUAGAUCAACGUCAUCAAAAACAUUCGAUAUCAUCAACGACUCGUCUAUUACAAGAUAAAUAUACUCAUUACCUAGAUAAAAUUGAAGUUCAAAUAUGUCGGGAAUUGUCAUUAAAAUCAAAUGGUUUUUUGGAUGCUGUUAAGUCACAUGAUGAAAUUCAUAAAUUUUUAAAACAAACACGUCAAGCCAUUUCUUCUUUACGACAAGAGCUAACAUCGUAUGAUGAAACAUCUCUAUUAACAUUAUUAAAACUUUAUCGUUAUAUUCGUCAACGUCAGAAUCAAUAUUUACUCUUAAAAAAAUUACGCUCUUUAACAAUUGUAAAUCAAACACAAAUUACUGUACGAUUGUUAUUAACGACAAGUGAUUAUGUGAGUGCACUUGAUUUAAUUAUGGCAACGAGAGAAAUCAUACAAACGGAAUUAAACAAUGUACAUUGUCUAAGAUAUUAUGAUCAACAAUUGAAUGAAUUAAAUAUUUUGAUUGUCAAUCUUAUGAGACAAGAAUUUACACAACAUUUAGAAAAUGAAUUAAAAAAAGAUAAUACGGAAAUAAUUGACGAAGAUAAAUUUGGCGCUAUAAUAGUUGGUCUAAUUCGUGUGAACGAUAAUAAAUAUUUAGAUGAAAUCAAUUCAAAAUUUGAAAUGUGUAUUCAACAAACUAUAGAUAAAGCAACAAAAGAGAAAUUGGAUGAAAUGAAACUGAAACAAAAUAAAAACAGUGACAUAUCCGAUCAAACACUUUCGAUUACGACUGAUUUUCGUUAUACUUAUCCAUCACACAAUAAUUCCUAUCAUUUUUCUCAAUGGAAAUCGAUUAUUGAUCAUGUUUUACAUGAAAGUCAAUUGAUAUUAGAACGUAUCAAUUUGUUAACAAAUUUAAUCUUAGAUGUAUUUCAAAAAUGUUUACAAUCAAAAUCACCAGAUGAUUAUCAACAAUUAAAAUCAAAAUACAUUCAUCAAUUACAUAUACUUUAUGAUUCAAUACAAGAUCGUCUUAUUAAAUUAUUUAAUGAUUUAACAAUCGGACGACAUUCAAAAUUUCCGGCUUUAUUAUUUGAACAAUUAUCUAUCUCAGAUUUUUCAACAAUUAUUCAUUUAAUUCAAACAUAUACAUUAACAUUUGAACAAUCAACAAUAGUAUCUUAUCGUUCUCGACCAUUUCGAACAUGGUUACAAGCACAAACACUUAAAUUUAUUCAACAUUUUCAUGAUGAAAGAAAACAACAAAUUAAUUUUAUAUUAGGACCCAAAGAUAGUGAACAAUGGAGACAAGUUCAAGUUCCACGUCCAUUACAGACAUUAGUCGAUCAUAUUCAAUUGAAUGGAUUUAUAAAUAUUGAUCAAUUGUCUAUGACCAUUACUACUAAUUCCACUACUACAAAUUCUAAUAUAUCAAAUGAUUGUGCUCAUAUUCAAAAUGAAACAUUUAUAUUACCCAAUUGUUGUUUAAAAUUAUUUACAAUAAUCAUUGACUAUUGUCAAUGUAGUACAUUUUUAUAUAUUCAUACACCAAAAUAUUGCAUCAGUGAUAUACAACAUCGUCUUAUUGAAAUUUUGAAUAUAUUUAAUUCAAAAACAUGUCAACUUAUAUUGGGUGCCGGUGCUGUUAAAAUUGGAACAAUAAAAUCAAUAUCGGCAAAAAUACUCGCUCUAACAAGUAGAUGUUUACAAUUCAUACUAUAUUUUUUAUUAAAAAUUAAAGAACAUUUUGAUAUAUUACAACAAUUCUCUACUAAUAAUGAAUUGACAAUAGCUUCUACUGCUACACCAACAAUUUCAUUUUUAUCAUCAAAUAAACAAUUUGAACAAUUAAUAAAACUUUACAAUGAACAUAUCGAUGAAAUUCAUCAAAAACUUCUGACAAUCAUUGAGCAAACAUUUGUUGCAGCAUUAUCAAAGUACGAAGUACGUGCACCCGUACCAUCCGAAUAUUUUCGUACACUAUCUACUGAAAUAUCCAGAUUUUAUAACGCUAUUAGUACAAUUGUAUCACAUACUGAUCUUCAAUAUUUGUUUACACAUUUAAAUCAAAUAUUUAAACGAUUAUUAGCAAAACGUUUAAAACAAUUAAAAAUUAUCAAUGAUGGUGGACCACAAUAUGAUCUAUUGACACGUGAUCUACGCUAUUAUAGUAAACAAGUUCAAAAGUUACAUGGUCUAGAAACGUUAGAAUUACAUAUUGAUGAAAUAUGGGUUAAUAACAAGACAGGAUUAAAUGAAACAGAAAAGUGA
Molecule: messenger RNA, 2613 nt
Organism: Didymodactylos carnosus
Lineage: Eukaryota; Metazoa; Rotifera; Eurotatoria; Philodinida; Philodinidae
Source: the annotation of a GenBank genome assembly